Messenger RNA from Lampris incognitus (smalleye Pacific opah), 714 nucleotides. RefSeq names its product nectin-3-like. Bases 1 to 714 code for a protein of 237 amino acids. The record is from RefSeq and is a predicted model, not a curated record. NCBI's taxonomy places the organism in Eukaryota, Metazoa, Chordata, Actinopteri, Lampriformes, Lampridae. Gene Ontology annotation, biological process: homophilic cell-cell adhesion; heterophilic cell-cell adhesion. The transcript is spliced from 4 exons. Gene Ontology annotation, cellular component: adherens junction.
AUGGGACGCUCAAGGCUGUUGAUCUUGGGCCUUGUCCUAAAUGUUGCUCACUGCUUGGAAACUCCGGGAGAAAACCUGGAUGUAGUGAUCAAACACAAACAAGUCACGGGGGUCCUGGGAGAGGACGUAUACCUAGACUGUCUGUAUCUGGGUGGGAGCUCUAUCAUCAGCGCCCUGUGGAAACGCCAGAGCAACUCCAAAGUUAAGACUAAGCGCCUGACUGGGUUCAUCAAUGACAGGCCAUUUAUCCGUGACUCAGACUUCUCCAUCCCAGCCUCUGCCACCAACCUUACGGUGAAGAUGAGGGUAUCCACUGUGGAGGCAGAGGGAGAAUACACCUGUGUGUUCAUAUCUGAUGAGGAGGAAUUCACAGGCAGCAUCUUUCUCACUGUACUGGUCCGACCGGAUACACACAUUGAGGUGAAUGGAGACAUUGUCAGUGGCACCCACUACCAGUCAGUCUUGUGCUCUGCUGUCAAUGGAAGACCUGUGCCUGAGAUCAGCUGGCUGAUUGAGGGCACCUCCCCAUCUGAUGACAGUUUUACUGUGGUGAUGAACAAAACCAUUCACCCAAAUGGUACCGCAGUUGUGACCAGCAUCUUCCGCUUCCCUACCCACCUACAGGAUGAGGACAAGGUCACCUGUGUGGUCCAACACCCAAGCCUACCCAACCCAAUAAACACCACAGUAAGGGUGGAAACCUUUGUAUUUUGA